AUGUACACUGAUUUUUAUGAUGUCAAUUGUAAUCAUUUACCGUCACGUAAGGUUGAUUUUGUUUUCAGACCUUCAGGCACCAAUCCAUCUACAUCUGAGCCAUCCAGUGAGCCACCCAGCGAGAUAUCAAGCGAGACGCCGGAAGAAAUCCAUGCGCACCUAGCCAAGGUGUUCCAGGACUCUCAGGGUUCCAUGACUGGCCAUAAGAGACAGGUCAUAAUGAUUAGAGCCCUUCAAGAACGUGCUAACACCUUAGGCCUCGAAGACUCAUUCAACGAUGUGUUCUGUACUCUGAUCAACAAGGUGUUGGUCGUUAAGAGGACGGAACCUGUGGGGGACCGUAUUGCGAAGUUAGUCUGUGCGUUUAUCACAACGUUGCAAGAUGACUAUGACGUUGAGGAAGAAAAAGGAGAAGGGGAGGAACAAGACGAGGGGGAAGAAGAUACACUCAGCUCGAGAUUUAUUCAUAUGUUCAUUACACAUCUACUCCGAGGUAUCGAGAGUAAGGAUAAGACGGUGCGCUACAGAGUGGUACAGCUCUUAGACUUCAUCAUGGGAGGUAUGCGUGAGAUUGAUGACGAGCUUUACGAGUCCUUGUUGUUCCAAUUGGACAAGAGAAUCCACGAUAAGGAACCAUACAUCAGAAUCAAGGCAUUGCACUGCAUAGCAAGAUUCCAAGAUGGUGAAGAAAUAGAUGAGGCCACUGGUAAACUCAUUGUGGCCAUUCAGAAUGAUCCCUCUCCUGAAGUUAGAAGAGCGGCAUUGUUGAACUUGGUCAAGAAUGAAACAACAACGAACUACUUGUUGGAAAGAGCCAGAGAUACAAAUGCUAUCAAUAGAAGAUUGGUCUAUUCAAGGGUUGUCAAAGAAAUUGGUGAUUUCAGAACUAUUCGCUCCAGCACAAGGGAAAAAUUGUUAUCGUGGGGGUUGAAAGAUCGUGAUGAAUCAGUUCAAAAGGCGUGCGUGAAAAUGUUUGGCCAAGAUUGGCUUGCCACCGUAGAUGGUGAUCUAAUCGAACUCUUGGAGAGACUACAUAUCUCCACUUCUGAAGUUGCAGAGCUUGCAAUGAAGAAAUUUUUUGACCUUAGAAGGGAUCUCACCUCAAAGAUUACUUUUCCUCAAGAGAUCUGGAGUAAAUUGACUCCAGAAAUUGCGUUUUUAGCAAGAUCAUUUUAUGAGCACUGCAACGAAAAUACAUUGAACGAUGUGAUUGAUGCAAACUAUCCAGAAUCUGCUGAAUUGGCUGCCCUAUUGACAAAAUACUUGCAGGAAAGAAAUAAGAUCAGAGAUUUGAGCGAUGAUGACGAACAGGACAUCACUUUUGUAAUCUUACAGUUGUUGACAAUUGCCGUGGAUUACGAUUUUAGUGAUGAAAUUGGAAGAAGGGCAAUGUUACAAGUUGUGAGAUCUUCUUUAGCCAAUGAUAAGCUUACUGACGAAUUAUGUUCUGCUGCACUUCAGGUUUUGAAAAAGUUAUCCAUCAAUGAACGAGACUUCUCAGCAAUGGUGUCUGAAAUAAUUACAGAUAUCUAUGAUAUUGAGUAUAAGGAGGACAUGUCAAAGGAAGAUGAAUCAAAGAUGACAUACUGUUUGUCAAUUGCUAAGGCCAUGCUAAGAUUAUUGAAUGAACCGUUGUCAGAACACAUGUCUGUGGAUUCUCUUAUAGACUUGUUACUCAACCCCGCAGUUAGAUCAAGAAGGCCUCAUAUUAGAGAACUAGGAACUGAGGCUUUGGGACUCUGUUGUCUUCUUGAUGUCAAUUUGGCCACAGAUCAGCUCUAUUUAUUUGGUCUCUGUCUUUCCAGAGGUGAACAAAAACUUCGUCUCAUAGCAAUCAAAGCAAUGUUUGAUAUUUUAUCGGUCCAUGGUACAAAGGUUUUGGAUGCAGAAGAUGGUGUCGAUUCUCUGUCUUUUCAUAAAUUGCUUUACAAGACUUUGAAAAAUGACCAGUUUCCUGAGCUCCAGGCGCUUUGUGCAGAAGGGUUGUGUAAAUUGUACCUAGCUGAUGUUUUAACUGAUGACGAACUCUUUGAAACGUUGGUUUUGACCUACUAUAAUCCGGUCAAUGCAGAGAAUCAAGGUUUGCUCCAAGCUUUUGCAUUCUGCUUACCAGUAUACUGUUUCUCUCAUCAAAAUCACCAACAAAAGAUGAGCUCAAUUGCGGCCGACGCGUUUACAAGGUUAUACUCAGCUCAUGUCGAUGAAAUGUCUGACCAAGAGACACAACUGUUGUCGCCUAGUUUGAUAUUGCAACAGUUGACUUACUGGACAGAUCCAGCAAACGUUGUGAAUCGUACAGAAGAUGAGGUUGCCAGCACGACAACUCAUUUGGAUAUGGCCAUUGAUUUCUUGAAAACUUUUGAUGGCAGACCAUCAAAGAAAUACAGAAAAACUGUCCUUAUGACUCUUUCGAGAUUUAACAUUGGUAAUCAAGUUCCAUUGGAAAAAGUGGAGGAUCUUUUGAAUGUCAUCGAUAAAUUUAAAGAGGAGAUUGAGGAAGACCUGGACACACCCGGAAAGAAUGCCAUCAGAAAACUCCAGACUCGUAUUGAGGCUAUUGAGAAAGACAUUCAAGGGCGUCAUGUUGUAAGCCAAGAGGAUAAAGAAUUUUCCGUGAUACUUGAACAAGAUGAAGAAGAAGACAAAGAAGAAGCUGCAGAAGAAGAAGAUAUUGACGAAGAGUUUGAAAAGGAGCAAAGUCGGGUUAUCAAUAACGAGGACGAGGAAUCAAGUAGCGAUGAAGAAGAAAGCGAUUCUGAUGAAGAUGUUGGUGAUGAUCUUGUUCCUGGCGGACGCGCACAUUCAAGUUUAUUGGAUUCAGAUGGUGAUUUAUCUAUGGACGAGUGA
This is a messenger RNA of Williopsis jadinii, 2847 nucleotides long. It is a transcript of the gene YCG1, whose product is annotated as condensin subunit YCG1. The transcript is spliced from 2 exons. Gene Ontology annotation, cellular component: condensed chromosome; condensin complex. Gene Ontology annotation, biological process: mitotic chromosome condensation. The record is from RefSeq and is a predicted model, not a curated record. NCBI's taxonomy places the organism in Eukaryota, Fungi, Ascomycota, Saccharomycetes, Phaffomycetales, Wickerhamomycetaceae. The coding region runs from base 1 to 2847 and encodes 948 amino acids.